AUGGCGCGCAUCACGCUGGAGGACCUGGGCGGCCUGGGCGAGGAGGAGGAGGAGGAGGAGGAGGAGCGGGGGCACCAGGAGGCGGCUGCGGGGGAGGCCGAGGAGGCCGAGGACGAGGAGGGGGCGCGGGGCCAGCUGUUCGCGCACUGGGAGGCCGUGGCCGGCACACACCGGGUGAGCCUGCCCCGAGACAUGGCGGGCCCCAUCGCCCAGAUGACCCGGCACGGGCGGCUGCGCGAGCCCGUGCCCUACGCCACCCUGGCGCGGAGGGACAAGUGCGAGGAAGGAGCCUACGAGGAGCGACAGUACCCAGCGGGGAAGUGGGCCUGCGUCACCAGGGGGGAGCCCUUGUACGAGCAGAGCAUCUCCCUGAGCUUCAUGAAGCUCAUGCGCUACAUCUGCAAGGAGAACUCUGGAGGUUGCUAUCUGGGCAUGACAGUACCAGUGCUAAAUGAAAUCCACCUGACCAAGGAGGGGACCGAGCUGGCACGCGACGUCCUCACUGCCUUUUACCUGCCAGGAGCAUUCCAGCAAAACCCUCCUAUCCCCAUGGAUCCCGAAAUACACAUCAUAGAGCGGGCGCCGCUCCGAGUGAUAACCAGGGUUUUCUAUGGGAUGACCACUGAAGAGACAAUCCUGCGAGAGAUUGGGCUCCUUUGGGAGCUCCUGGGCUCCACAGACACAGUGCUCCGGGAGACCUACAUUGUGGCUGUCUAUGAGAACCCCAGCAUCCCUCAGCGCCGCAAUGAGAUCUGGUUCAUCCGCCGGGCAGAGUGAGGCCUCACCCUUGACUGCAGAGCAUCCUGGGGCCGCAGGCGGCAAUUCCCACCUGCAGGAGAUGAAAAGCAUCCUGAGGC
Messenger RNA from Nothoprocta perdicaria, 857 nucleotides. Its product is annotated as heme-binding protein 1-like. The transcript has 5 exons. NCBI's taxonomy places the organism in Eukaryota, Metazoa, Chordata, Aves, Tinamiformes, Tinamidae. Bases 1 to 777 code for a protein of 258 amino acids. The record is from RefSeq and is a predicted model, not a curated record.